Messenger RNA from Oreochromis aureus, 1731 nucleotides. RefSeq names its product low affinity immunoglobulin gamma Fc region receptor II-like. Bases 11 to 1294 code for a protein of 427 amino acids. Gene Ontology annotation, molecular function: transmembrane signaling receptor activity. The transcript has 10 exons. Gene Ontology annotation, biological process: cell surface receptor signaling pathway. NCBI's taxonomy places the organism in Eukaryota, Metazoa, Chordata, Actinopteri, Cichliformes, Cichlidae. The record is from RefSeq and is a predicted model, not a curated record.
UCUUGUUCAUAUGCACCAGAGCAUCAAAGUGGAAACAUUUCUCACAAGUACAGAGACAUUUUCACCAUUUUCAGUGUUGAAUAUCAGGAUGGGACAUGCUUUGUUCUGUGCAUCUGGGUUGUUUUUGCUGAACACAUUUCUGUCUUGCGGACAAGCUCAAGAUAAACCCAAACCUGAUCUCAGGGUGUCUUCAUCAUGGCUGAGUCCUGGGGCAUCAGUGACUCUACACUGCAGUGUUAGAAAUCACUCUGCAGAAUCGAGGUUCUACUGGUAUCAGGCUUUUUUCAAAAAUUCAAGCAAGGCCUACUACUUUGAGCUGCUACCAGGUGGUAAACAUGGAACUGCACAAAAUUCCUACAUUGUUCAUGGCCAGAAACAGACGGCAGGAUACGCAUGUAGAGCUGGAAGACAACAGCCAGAGCAUUUUACUUCGUACAGCAAACCUGUAUUUGUUUGGUCUGCAGAUUCUAGUUCAUCAUCUGCAACCGUCAAAGUGACUCCUGACAGAGUGCAGCACUUCUCUGAAGAGUCUGUCUCACUGCGCUGUGAGGAAAAACCUGAGUGGAGAGUGAUGAGGCUGAGUGAAGCAGGCUACCUUGCAAACUGUUCUGUCUGGGGAACAAUGAAUGGAUCCACCUGCACGAUCAAAAAUGCUACAGCCAAACCAGCCGUGUACUGGUGUGAGUCUAAACUGGGUGGCUUCAGCAAUGCUGUCAACAUCACAGUGCAAAAAAGCAAUAUCAUUCUUGUGAGCCCAGUCCACCCAGUUACUGAGGGAGAAGCUGUUACGCUCCACUGCAAACUGAGGAACACAACUUUAAAAUCCUCUGUGCUUUUCUUUCGAAAUGGUAGCCUCAUCAGCAAUGACACCAGAGGGAAGCUGAAUAUCCCUGCAGUGUCAAAAUCAGAUGAAGGCUUUUACAAGUGUGAGUAUUCAGGAAAACUGUCACCACAGAGCUGGAUGUCAGUAAAGGCAGUAUCCAGGCCUAUAAAGUCUUCAUUUACUGUGCAGAUGAUUAUUGGAUUUGUUUGUGGGAUUUUACUGAUUGCUAUCCUACUCAUGGUUUAUCUGAAAGCCAAAGGAACACAGUGCAAACAAACCCAUGUUGAUUCUGCAGAUCCUGGGGUUAGCCAGAAUGCAUGUCAGCUUGAAGCGCUCUACUCUGAAGUCCGUGAUGAUAAUCUGCUGUAUGCCCUGGUAAUGCACAAAAACAAAGGUGAAUCUCAGAACAAUGCAGGUAGACCAUAUCAGGCAGCAGCAGAAUGCGCUAUUUAUUCUGAAGUCAGAAAAUAGGAAAACAAACAACUCUUGGUCCAUAGAAAGAAGCUUCAGCUUUACAGCAAGAUUGUCCUGCGUUUGAAUCGACCGGCCUAGUUGGACCUUUCUGUGUUCAGCUUGCAUGUUCUACUUGUGCCUGUGUGGGUUCUCUCAGAGUACUCUGCUUCCUCCUACAGUCCAAAGACAUGCAUGGCUGUGUAUGUGAGUGUCCAUAGUCAUCUGACUCUGUGUUAGCUAACACGUUCCGAGUGUAUCCCACCUUUUGCCAUGUGACAGCUGGGGGUUUGCAUCUGAAGUUCUCAUAGUUGUCUGAAUUGUUGUUAAAGCUGCUUCUUUGAUUUUUUAUACUUUUGCACUUAUCCACUCAAACUCUGUGGUCCUCCAGUGAGAUUAUUUUACUAGUCCCACACUUCCACUUAAAACCUAAAGGCCACAGGUCUUUCUCAGAGUCU